AUAUAAACAGUAUAGGCAGUUUUGGAGUCCAUAAGAAUAUUUUCUUGACUUGAGGAUGACACAAGGUGUUGUGCUUCUGUCAGCUGGAAAUGUCAACGGUUUAUGUGAUCCUUUUGUUUUCUCAUCUAACGGCGGUGCUUCUGUCAGCCGGGAAUGCAAACGGGCACCAUGAUGAGUGUCCAGACUCAUUUGAUUGUGGAAGUUUGGGCAGAAUUUACUUCCCCUUCACCACGGUACAAUACCUGAACUGUGGUGCUUUGGCUAUCCAUGGUUGUGAUGAUCAUAACCAAACGGCAGUGAAGCGUGUCCAGUUGAACAAUGGAGGGAAACUGUUCCAAGUUACACAAGUUAAUAGUCAUCAGAGGCAGGGGUGGAGACCUAGUAUUUCCAUUACCGAUCAUGAUUUCAGAAUGCUUCUGGUAAAUGGUAGUUGUAUGGCCUUCACCUACAACAUUAUCUUCCCUCCCUUCUCUGCUUUCGGUUAUUUUGAUAUGAAAAACAAUAUAACCUCCUUCAAAUGCAGACACAAUCAAACAGUCAACCAUACAAAUGACUUCAUCAACUAUACAGGAUGUCCUUCCUCUGAUUUUUACUUUGCCCCUCCAUACUCUGAUUAUGAGUCCUUGCGCUCCUUAAUCUCUUCAUGUUCAAUGGUUAAACUUCCCGUGAGACAAGAUUCUCAGUUCUUCAAAGAUCCAUUUGGAUUUUUAACUGCUGAAAUUACCUUUGAAUUCAAGUUUUCAAAUGAAUGUCUCCAGUGUUACCAUGGAAGAAGAGAUGGCAAUUGCCGACUUGACAGCAAGGGAAAUUUUUAUUGCGCCAACAGGAAAGCUAGAGUUUGGACCCGGAUUCGGAAGCUAGCAUUGAUGCUAGGCACCGGCGUAGGACCAUGGAUCAUAUUUGGGUUGUUCCUCACGUUACGGCACUGCAAACGAAAAUAUGGCCAAUCCAGCAGCAACACCAAUGAUGAUCCCUACCCAAGUCGUGACACAGAGAGUGACAGGAUCUUCUUUGGGGUACCCAUCUUCUCCUAUAUGGAGCUUCUAGAAGCAACAAACAAUUUUGACUCCACUAGAAAGCUUGGAGAAGGAGGCUUUGGCACUGUGUACUAUGGAACACUAAGAGAUGGAAGGGAAGUUGCAAUCAAGCAUCUGUUUGAGCACAAUUACAAGAGAGUGGAACAGUUUAUGAAUGAAAUUGAGAUCCUUACUCGCUUACGCCAUAGAAAUCUUGUGUCCCUUUAUGGUUGCACUUCACGUCACGGCCAAGAGCUACUGCUUGUAUAUGAAUACGUUCCUAAUGGCACUGUUGCUAGUCAUCUUCAUGGUGAUCUAGCAAGGGUUGGUUUGUUGACAUGGCCUAUUCGAAUGCAAAUUGCCAUAGACACUGCUUCCGCAUUGGCCUAUCUCCAUGCUUCUAACAUCAUCCAUCGUGAGGUGAAAACCAAUAACAUUUUACUUGACAUCAGUUUUUCGGUUAAGGUAGCAGAUUUUGGGCUUUCAAGAUUGCUCCCAAAUGAUGUAAGCCAUGUCUCCACAGCUCCACAAGGGUCUCCGGGGUAUCUUGAUCCAGAAUAUUUCCAAUUCUACAGGCUCACGGACAAGAGUGAUGUGUAUAGUUUUGGGGUUGUGCUCAUGGAGCUGAUAUCAUCCAUGCCAGCAGUUGAUGCAGCCAGGGAAAGAGAUCAAGUUAACUUGGCAAGUUUUUGCAUCAAAAAGAUUCAAAAAGGAAAGCUUAGUGAGCUUGUAGACCCAUCCUUUGGUUUUGAGUCAGACCAACAAGUUAAAAAGAUGCUAACUUCAGUGGCAGGAUUGGCCUUUCGGUGUGUGCUAGGAGACAAUGGAUUAAGGCCUUCUAUGGAUGAAGUUCUGGAAGCACUCAGGAAAAUUCAAAGUGGGAAUUAUGAGUCUGAGAAUCUAGAGAAAGGAGAUGAUGUUGGUGGUGGUGGUGUUACCUCUUCCACUUCCUCCACCGAACAAGUACACGUACUUCAACCACCACCAGCUUCACCGGAUUGGGGUCAAGCUGGAAUUUCAAUGAAUAAGUUACCAGCUUCGCCAAUGUCCUUGACUGAGAAACGGGAAAGUGAAUCUACCACGCCCAAUGUCAGUGGUUAAUUACAUUUUUGUCUAAUAAUAACCGUAGUUUUUCACGUUUUGGUAAAAAAAUAUAUAUAUGAAUGUAUUACCGAACUCUUUUUUCCCUUCAAUGUUCAUAGUUACUACUACAUUACAGUAAUGAUUGAUGCAGAGUCUCAAAGACGGGACAAAAAAGUAAGGAACCCAAGAAAGAAAGAAAAAUCAAAGGGAGAAGAAAAUUUCUGCAAGCUAUUUAAAAGAAUGUAACAAGUACUUAUUAAUUAAUAACUAUGUGUCGCAUAAAAUGAGUACAUUUGUUCUUAUGAGUCGCAAGAUCAUUCCGCCAAGUCAGCAACGGUGGAACAAGUAUUUUAUCGAGAGAAAAAAAGCGACAUCGGAAAACGGUUCGGUCCUACUUGUGAUUCCAUGGUGAUAAUCCAAAGUAUCAAAAGGAAAGUAAUGAAUGUGUAUGGAAGAAAAGAUGCAACCAUUCCCAAAAUAGAUCCCAUGCUUGUUAGAAGCAAUCAAUCACCUUUGUCCCCCUCACAAUCAUCAAUAUUCUGACUUUAACACUCUUUUAAUAGAGAGGAGAACAACAGAGAGAGACAGAUAGAGAGGGAGAGGGAAACAGAUAACUUAGGAGAUGGCAGCGUUGCAGAAAUUCAAGCUGUUCGCGACGCCGUGUGGAGUGGGGCAAAGCCCAAGGACGAGCCCAUUGAUUCAAUUCCGGCGGCAAGAACACGUGGUGGAGAAGAAUCCGAUGCGGAGACACUCACUGAAGGCCCUCUUUGUGUCCUCGGCGCCACCAGAGAAGCACGUGGCUGAAAAUGAAACUAGUCCAAUGUUGUUGGCUUCCGUUGCCGUUCCCCAUUGUUCUUGGGUCGGUUUUGGUUGAAAAGGAAACAUUGGCGCCCUCUCCUCCUCACUAUUCCCGAAUAAUCUGUUGGACCAAUUUCAUGGUUGCUUUUCUAUUUAAGUGUCCUUGAAUAUAAUUGCAUUUUAAUUUCCGUGAUCC
Glycine soja is the source of this 3093-nucleotide messenger RNA. RefSeq names its product LEAF RUST 10 DISEASE-RESISTANCE LOCUS RECEPTOR-LIKE PROTEIN KINASE-like 1.1. The record is from RefSeq and is a predicted model, not a curated record. The transcript is spliced from 4 exons. Gene Ontology annotation, biological process: protein phosphorylation. Lineage: Eukaryota; Viridiplantae; Streptophyta; Magnoliopsida; Fabales; Fabaceae. Bases 90 to 2117 code for a protein of 675 amino acids. Gene Ontology annotation, molecular function: protein kinase activity; ATP binding.